Camellia sinensis is the source of this 2371-nucleotide messenger RNA. The record is from RefSeq and is a predicted model, not a curated record. Lineage: Eukaryota; Viridiplantae; Streptophyta; Magnoliopsida; Ericales; Theaceae.
CCAAAUUAGGGAGGUGGUCAACCCCAGGGACGAUUCCUUCCGUCUACAAGAUUUGAAUCAACAAUUACUCCGAAAAUCGAAACAGUUGUUAGAAAGAAAAAGCAAAUUUAACAACAUGCGAUGAGUGACUCACACACACACUUUCUCAUUAUUCACAGACCACAGAUCUCUCUCCCUCUUCUCGAUCGGUGAUUCACCUAAAACCCUAAAAAUUAAAGUGAAAUCUAACUCUGCUUUGAUAGUUUCCGAAUUUUACAAUCUAUAACAAGUUCAUCAAUUCUGCAACCACCGGUCAAUGCGAUGGUGGUCUGCAAAUGCCGCAAGGCAACUAAGUUGUACUGUUUCGUGCACAAGGUUCCUGUUUGUGGAGAAUGCAUAUGUUUCCCAGAACACCAAAUAUGUGUGGUCCGAACUUAUUCAGAAUGGGUAAUAGAUGGAGAGUAUGAUUGGCCUCCUAAAUGCUGCCUUUGUCAUGCUGCGAUUGAAGAGGGAACCGAUCCUCAAACUACUCGAUUGGGUUGCUUGCAUAUUAUACAUACAAGCUGCUUGGAUUCACAUAUUAAGGGUUUUCCUCCACACACUGCUCCAGCCGGGUAUACUUGUCCUGCCUGUUCCACCCCGAUAUGGCCUCCAAAAAGUAUCAAAGAUUCUGGAUCCCGACUUCAUUCAAAGCUAAAGGAAGCAAUUAUGCAAAGUGGUCUAGAAAAGAACUUGUUUGGAAAUCAUCCAGUUUCCUUGCCUGCAACAGAGUCCUGUGUCCCUCCUCCUGCUUUUUCCUCAGAUCCGCUGAUGCAUGUGUCUACUACUGGAGGCAGCUCCUCAACAGUAGGAAAGGAUACUAAUGAUAUUGUGGAGAUAGAUUUUCCUAGUUCAGUGAAUCCAUCUCUUUCUAAUCAGCAUUCCAAUUUCACGAAGAGUGCAAGUCCUGUUGGACCUGGUGCCACAACGCGAAAGAGUGCAUUCCAAAUUGACCGCCAAAACUCUGAAAUUUCAUAUUAUGGUGAUGAUGAAGAUGGGAAUCAGAAGAAGUACACGCGGCGGGGUACAUUGCGCCACAAGUUUCUUAGGUCAUUGAUACCUUUCUGGUCGAGUGCAUUACCAACUCUACCAGUGACAGCACCGCCACGAAAAGACACAACAAAUGAUGCUCCCGAGGGUCGUGUGCGGCAUCAGAGAUCUUCAAGGAUGGAUCCAAGAAAAAUCCUUCUCAUCAUAGCUAUCAUGGCCUGUAUUGCUACGAUGGGUACUCUGUACUAUAGACUAGCACAACGUGGCCUUCGGGACGACUUGCCUGAUGAUGAGCAGUAGUGAUCUACCUUUAUCCUUAAGACGAGGUGACAGUGGCUCGGGUGAGGCUAAAUUAUUUCUCUAUUCCAACUAUCUUUGAUUACAGCUCCUUGCUUCUGUUCACCUUCACUCUCCUGUGACAAUUUCGCUUGAUUCACAGCAAAUUUACAUGUAGAUUAUCAUCUGUUGCUAUGUAGGGAUUUUCAUUUCUCUUGUGACAGCAAAAUAUUGUUGUGUUCUUUCUCGGCCAUACACCUUUACUCUCUCUCUCUCUCUGUAUCUCUCGUUUGGGGAUUGAUUUUGUGGACCAAGUUUAGUUGAUAUCUGCUUUUGUUUCAAUGUCUGCUAUUCACUAUGUUGAUUCUGAGAAGUGGAUUCAAUCGUUGCUUGCGUCUUUGUCAAAAAUGUCCGGUCCCAUGUGUCAACUACCCUUUUUCUUUAUCACAUUUUACACUUGCCCCCGUUUUGUAUCAAAAUAAUCACUCAUCUUUUCAUAACAAUGUCCUACAGCAGGGGUUCCAUUUUCAGUUUCAAAGUAUUGUGGUAGCUGUUGAAUAAGUUAUGCACUGGCCCCGUUUACCUUCAAGCCUGAGUUGAAAAAUGCAAGUCACUGUUUCAUUCAAGAGCUAAAAAGGCCAUUUUACUGUUAUAUGUCUCUCUUUAGGCUGUGUUUUUGUACCCCAAUUGACAAAGAUUCUUAAAUUGAAGUUAUCGAAAGCAGGCAUCCAAAAGCAGCAAUUAUGGAAUGAAAUGACACGACAAGGCCUACAACUGGAAAUGAUUUGUAGAUCAUCAGUAGUUGCAUAGAAUGGAAUGGUGUUUGUUGCAGCGAUUCUCACUGACUAGGGACCUGUCUUGUUCAGUUGCUGUUGGGGGAGGGGGCUUCUUGAAAAAAACCGUCAAGUUGUGUGUAGAUCUGUGGCUUUGUAAUUUUUCUGGGUCCGAAUGAGAAUUUGCUAAACUAUUAAUUAAUAAUUGUGUGUACAAUCUCUUCCCUAGAGGUGUGUGGAGUCUAUUAUGUAGCAAUUUCCUUAUUUUUUAUGUAGUUAUAUCCUACAAAAAUAAUCACCCUUGGUUUGCUCUC